UCAGAAACACAAAUUCAGAAAAUUAGUUAUUAUCCAGUAAGCAGACAUUUCGGAACUCCUCUAAAAAUUGAAGUGCAUGUACCUACAAAUUAGCAAAAAGGUUAUUAAAUUAGUUGAGUAGCAGAAUUGUUAAGAAUGGCGUAUCGCAUAGUUUCCGGAUGUACUUCAGUGCGUGGAGUCUUGAAGUCAAUGCCAAAGAUAAAUGUAAAUAAACAGGGUUCAAUUCGGCAAAGCUCCAUGUUUCCGGAACCACCUGUGCCCUGGUUGGAGAAGCCGAGUGUUGUCUUCUCAAGCGGUGCUUUAAAACAUCACUGGGGGGCAAUACCAAUGAUAAUAUUUUGUACACUUGGCUUCACUUGUGAAGUUCUUUAUUGCAUACGUCAGGCAAUGACCCGCGAUGAUGUGUGGUACACAAAAACCUCAGCUGCAUGUGAAUUUGUUGAGACACGUCAAGGUUAUAAGGUGCCGGUACGCAAGCUGUUCGUUUAUAAUCAGAAAUACGAGAAUCCUCCUGGUCUAGUAAAUGCUUUGCAAGGUGAUGUCAAUGGACCACCGUGCGACACUUGUGAGAAAGAAGAGAAAAAGAAGGGAGUUAACGGCAAAGUAUUGGCCGCCCAUGGAGCUUUGGGCCUUGGCAUUUUAGGCAUGAUGGUAGCUCUUUAGCUAUAUGCAGAGAAAUGAGCGUUAUGUGACGACUUCCAUUCCCUUAACUAAUUAAAUAAACAUUUUGUGGGUACAUCAUUUACAGGCGAAGACGAAAACAAAAACAAAAACAAAAAGAAGACCAAGAAAUAGUUAAUCGUAAUCGUAAGCCGUGAAUGCAGAAUGUUUGAAUGGAAUGCUACGAGUGACGCAUAUUUCGGGAAGGAGGGCCUACACGUAAUUUUUUAGAGGUGCCAAUCCACGCUCGAGAGCACAAUGCACACGACUCUUAUUCGGGCUUAGAUGAUGUACUAUAUUGGAUGAAAAUUCACUUUGCAAUAUAUAUAAAACAAUUUUAGAAAAAAAUAUUUUUUUUUUGACUAGCUUAAAGAAAUAAAUUCAAUUUAAUUUUA
Molecule: messenger RNA, 1055 nt
Organism: Drosophila montana
Lineage: Eukaryota; Metazoa; Arthropoda; Insecta; Diptera; Drosophilidae
Gene: ymp
Product: yellow-emperor
Exons: 6
Coding region: 136-663 (175 amino acids)
Source: RefSeq, a predicted model, not a curated record